AUGUUCGCCUGCACCUUCAAAUGGCUGCCAAAUGCCUAUUACUUGUCUAAUCUGACCGUCUUGGCUGUGGGCAUCUGGGCAAUUGUCCAGCGGGACUCUGUGGACGCCAUUUUUAUGUUUCUGGUUGGUCUGAUCACUACAGUGGUAUUGGACAUUCUACUCCUCGCCCUGUACUUCGCUGCCUUCGAACAAGCAACCGAGAAGGAGGUCACCAGGGACUUGUUCCGAUUUAGCGGUGGAAUGGCCAUAUUAAGCCUAAUAUUGAAACCAUUGUCAUGUUUCUUCACAUAUCACAUGUAUGUGGAGCGUGGAGGGGAGUGCAGCAUCAGCUUAGGAUUCAUCACUGGGUCACGAGAUCGAAGUACAUACCAGACAGUCGAUCACACAGAUGGAUCUGCUGACCAAGACAACAAGAUGCCCUCCCGGUACUGA
Molecule: messenger RNA, 432 nt
Organism: Staurois parvus
Lineage: Eukaryota; Metazoa; Chordata; Amphibia; Anura; Ranidae
Source: the annotation of a GenBank genome assembly